GUUUCCAUAGUUCCACACAAGACCUCAAGCCAUAAAGUGGAGCAAAGCACACACAGACAGACAGGUGCAGCCCGGGAUGGGUCAGGACCAGGAGGAGUUUGCAACUUUGCACUCUUAUAGACGUUGGAAUAUGCUCUUCGUGUGAUUUAGUCUGCUUUCAGCCGUCGGAUGCAUUCUUCCUCGAAUGCAAACAUAGUCAUGUUUAUUAGAACAACGUGCCUGCUCCACUUUGUGGUGUCCCUGUCCAAACUGGUUUGCUGCAUGGAAAGUGAACUUUGCUUCCCGGUCAGACUGAACAUCCAGCAGCAGCAGCAGCAGCAGCGUGAUGGUGGGUGGGAGCCUGACGACUACGUGGAUGCUCUCAAUGGGAAAUGUGUGCUAAGAAUUGAAGCUUUCCACCUGGAGUUAGUGCUGGAUUUACAGCAAGACUCCAACUUUAUUGGCCCUAAUUAUGUGUCCGGCCAUGACGCGCCGUGGCUCUCCGGUACCGGUGUGACCACAGACCUCAGCCGGUGUUUUUACUCCGGUCAAGUGAAGGGUGACCGCAACUCUUACGCAGCUGUGAGCUUGUGCAAAGGUGUGCAAGGUGCAUUCGCCUACCAAGGCUGGGAGUAUUUCAUCAGCCCUGUGCGUAACGACACCAGCAGUGCGAGCAGCGCGCACGUCGUCCGGCGCAGAAACAGCAGCGACUCCAAGCCCAAUUCCACCACAAAGUGUGCAGUGGACACUGACAUCAGCCACCAUUUCGCGCGGCUAUUAGGGAAAUACAAGAGCGUCAAAGACGAGCGCAAUGUGACCCAAACCAUGCUGAGAAGGAUGGGGAGAAGCAAGCGCUUCGCGUCGGUGCCGAGGUACGUGGAGACCUUGGUGGUGGCGGACCAGACCAUGGUCGAGUUCCACGGCGACAACCUGAAACAUUACAUCUUGACGCUCAUGUCGGUGGCGGCGCGCCUCUACAAGCACCCGAGCAUCCUCAACUCCAUCAACAUCGUCGUCGUGAAGAUUGUGAUAAUAUUCGAGGUGGACAAGGGACCCAAAGUGUCCUCGAACGCCGCCAUGUCACUCCGGAACUUUUGUACUUGGCAGAAAAAGAUGAACAAGCACAACGAUAAGCACGCAGAAUACUGGGACACGGCCAUACUUUUCACUAGACAGGACCUUUGCGGUGCCUCCACAUGUGACACCCUCGGUAUGGCGGAUGUCGGCACCAUGUGCGAUCCCAAGAGGAGUUGCUCUGUGAUCGAAGACGACGGCCUCCCUUCGGCCUUCACCACAGCUCACGAGCUCGGACACGUCUUCAACAUGCCGCACGACAACGUGAAGGCCUGCGAGGACGUGUUUGGGAAACUGCAGGAUAAUCACAUGAUGUCUCCUACGCUCAUUCAGAUCAAUCGCACCAGCCCGUGGUCGCCCUGCAGUGCUGCCAUCAUUACUGAGUUUUUGGACAGUGGUCAUGGAGAAUGUUUGCUGGAUCAGCCACAGAAACCCUUGGGCCUCCCAAACGCCCUCCCCGGAACGUCCUACCUGCUGGAGCGGCAGUGUCAGCUGGCCUUUGGUGAAGAUUCCAGACCCUGUCCUUUCAUGCAGCCGCCAUGCGUCCGUCUGUGGUGCACAGGGAAGUCCAAUGGCCAGUUGGUGUGUAUGACUCGACACUUCCCCUGGGCGGACGGCACUCACUGCGGAGAUGGAAAAGUCUGCGACCGAGGGAUCUGCUCCGACAAAGAGGACUACAGUGUGAAAGUGGACGGUCGCUGGGGUAAAUGGGGUUCUUUUGGAUCGUGUUCUCGCACAUGCGGAGGUGGAGUCCAACUGGCCAAAAGGGAGUGCAACAACCCAGUUCCAUCAAAUGGGGGCAAAUACUGCCAAGGGGUUCGAAUCAAAUACCGCUCCUGCAACCUGAACCGCUGCCCUGACAUAGAUAAGACGUAUCGGGAUGAGCAGUGUGAAAUGAGCGGCCGCAGCUUCAGCAGCAACCACAUCGCCCCUUCUGUGGUGUGGGUACCAAAGUACUCCGGAGUGAGUACCGAUGACAGAUGCAAACUCAUCUGCAGGGCUAACGGAACUGGCUACUUCUACGUUCUUGCACCUAAGGUUGUGGAUGGAACGCCGUGCUCUCCAGAAUCCCUGGGAGUGUGUGUUCAAGGAAAAUGCAUCAAGGCUGGUUGCGAUGGAAAAAUUGGCUCAAACAAGAAGUUUAACAAGUGUGGAAUCUGCGGCGGUGAUAACAAAAACUGCAAGAAGGUGUCGGGGCUCUUCACAAAGCCCUUACACGGCUACAACUUUGUGGUCAUAUUGCCAGUGGGCGCGGCCAACAUAGACAUCCGUCAGCGAGGAUACCAAGGAAUGCUGGGUGACGACAACUACUUGGCGGUGAAGAACAGCGAGAGUCGGUAUCUGCUCAAUGGCAACUACGUGGUGUCGGCAGGCGAAAGGGACAUCAUUGUGAAGGGCAGUUUGCUGCGCUACAGCGGCACCACUGGCAUCUCCGAGAACCUCCAGGCUGUAAAUCCCUUGGGCGAGGCCCUCACUGUGGAGGUGCUGUGUGCAGGGAACUUGACGCCGCCUCGCAUACGCUACUCUUUCUACCUGGCCCGUCAGAACAAAGAUGACAAGACUCUGAAGAAAGACGCUGGUGUGAAAUCCCACAACAGUGUUCUGGCUGAUGACGGUGACAAGGAGAAGGGUGUGAACACCUUGAAGAAACCUUACAGCAAAGAGGAGCCUCCUCUUGAGAAAUGGACAUCCACAACCUGGGAUGAAUGCUCAGUGAGUUGCGGCGAGGGUUUUCAGAGGCGAAUGGUGCAGUGUUUAAGAUCAGACGGCUCGCCGGGAUUGAAAUGCGAUCCGUCCCAAACACCGUCAGCCAUCAGAGCUUGUGGAGACCCAUGUCCAGAGUGGCAUAUUGGCCAGUGGGCGCCUUGCUCCAGAACCUGCGGGAAAGGCUUUAAGAGACGACCACUGAGCUGCAGAGCCCAAACAGGACAUGCACUUCCAAGGGACCACUGCACUGGCUUACGUAAACCACAGGAGCUGGACUUCUGUAAACUAAGGUCUUGCUAGGAACUCCAAAAAAAACCUAUAUUAGGACUAAAUAGACAUUUCCCACAUACAUCCCGACACACCUAGCAAGGUAGGGAGGGUGAGCGGCGUAGAAUGAAUGCUGUCAUAUAUUUUCCCCAACAUUUAGACUGUUAUCUGAAUCCACUCCCGACAGAAGACCAACACUGAACAAAGUCACUAUAGAGCUGACAUAUGUUAGCAAGCUAUUUAUCUUGCUUAUCAGUCUGGAAACCAUUUCAUGUCAUAAUGUUUUUAAACGUGGGAUUUUGUGCAGCCUUUGUCUAGCGUGACAGAUGCAAAAACAUUUUUUUAUUUGACCAAUUUGUCAAACACAAUGUGACUAAGCCCCUGUUCCCACUGCAGGUCAAUCCAUUUUGUUUUUGACCAUAUGAGACCUGUAUUGGAUUUUUUUAACGUCAGUGUGAACAGGGCAAUUCCAAAUUUUCCAUAUCCGACCAAGGCCUAUUUCGUAUGUGAAUAUAAAUCGGAUAUAUAUGCGAUGCAUCCUUAAUGUGAACAAUCCCACGCUCUGGUCGCACUCAUUUGACCAGAAUGACUUCAAAAAGCGAUAACCGUCAUCAUUCUUUGCCAAAAUAGAUGGCUACAACAUAAACAGUGGUGGAAAUAGUUGAAAUUAUUAUGUUUUAGGGACUCAAGUGAAAGUUCCACCACUCUCGUCUCCGACUGCUCGUCCACACGCUCUUCAAGCAGACAUCAUAGUCUAGGUACUUGUUUGUAUUUGUUUCAGAAAAUGUUGACAUUGAUGACACAAAAUCAAUGAAACUACCACAAAUUCGCCAGUGCUGAGACCAACAAGAGUUGGAGACAUUUUUACUUCAAUAAACACUGCAGUACGUGCGACGUCAUGUCUGCCUUGACAUUAAAAAUGACAUUUUUUUUGUAAGGUAAACGACCACUAAAAAGAUCGGUUUUGACAAAAAAAAAAAUGAAUUGGACAUCCAACUCUGCAGUGGGAACACAGCCUAAUUUCACCUUUUUCUGGCAUGUUAUUUAAUCCUAGAUUACAUUUGUAACAAAAAAUAUCAUGGUUUCCUUUUUAUGAGUUAGGGCCUAUUUUCCCAUUUGGUUAAGUGAAAAAAGUUGUGCACCUGCGCAGAUUCUGCCGGCACGACAUUCUCCCCCUCAACUAAAGGGAAACUGCCCUUUUUUGGGAAUUUUACCAAUCAUUCACAAUCCUUAUGCAAAUACAAUUUUAUUUUGUAUGAAUUGUAACUCGGAAAUAAACUUAAAUGAAAGUCAGCUAACAAUGGAGCCUUCGGGAGUCGCUAUCUUCCACCAACAAAGUGCUCUAAAAAAAACAUAUACAUGUAAAUAUAUGUUAUAUAUUUAAUGUAGUAACAGGCACAUUCAUAAUAACAUGUAAUAUUUACAUAUUUUUUUAAAUCAUUUUAAGCAUACGGCUGGGCAUUAAUUCUAUAGGCGCAUCAUAGCGUUUGCUUUUUCAUUUGAUAACAACUACUACUAAUUAUGGCACACCUCACAAGAGCCAACAAACAUAAUAAAAUCAUGUACUGUACAAUGUCUGCCCUCACAUGGAUGCCGAAUGUUGGGAUGUUUAAAUCUUGCCGUUUAGAUGAAGAAUUAAUCAUAAUCCUUGCGAAAAGGGUUGAAAAAAAUAAAUUAGCAUCUUUUUGUGUCUUUCUCAUCUGGGCGUAUAAGUGGAAAGUCACAGAUGACCAACUUCUCAGUUCAUGGCCACAACCUUUUUCAAUCUUGGUGAGAGGCAUGAUUUCGUUAAUAUUCAGGUCACAAGAUGUAAAUGGGGUAUUGUGGUUGCGUUUUGGAUGCAUUUUUAGAGUGAUUUAGAGGCAAAUAGGAUGAAUCCCAUUAGCACUGUUGCUUGCCACCAAGAACGUGCCAAUUAUUCAAAAUUAAAAUGCAAAAAAAAACAUGUGUUCUUGUCACUCAAUAAGGAUUGGGAAUUGUAGACACAAUUCCAAAAAAGUGCAGUUCCCCCUUAAGUCUGUCACAGCAAGCCUUCGUCUAAGGUGCACACUUUGGGUGGAGCAACGCUUAAGUGUUGGCAAUCCCACAUUGGUUGUAAUAAAAUAUCACAAAUACUAUUAUAUUGGUUAUAAUAAAAGAGGAAAAUAGUUUCAUCCACAGAUUAUUAUUCUAAUCCAGCCAGGAAGAAGACACUGUUGUAGCUUGCACACACUACUUUUAAUAAACUCUUAAAUGCCCUUACUUAAAGACCCUUACUGCAUAAACUACACAUUUUAUCCCCAUAAUAAGAAAACUACAUACUAUAUGCAGCUUUUAUUUUGAUCUACAUUUUUGCUUGAUCGGAAUUCCAAAAGCACUGUGUACGUGGACACUAGAUACAUUUAUCUGAUCAUGUUGCGCGUAUACAUGCGGCGAGCGUUUAAUCAGAAUACACAUCUUGGUUGUCGGAAAUAGUAGAAGACUACUUUCGCCAAUGUUGAAAACAAAAGUCCUGUUCUUUGGGCCUCACAAGUAAAAUGUCUCCUCUCUGGCGUGUCUGUUUAAGUAAUUUUUCAAAUUCAUUAUUUUUAUUAACUUGCUUUUACAACUACGUGUUUCCAACCUUUCACCACAAGGCCUUCAACAAUCCUGAGUUCUUUUUAACAUUUCAAACAUGAAGAAACAAACAUUGACAUUGAUGCUGUUUGGAACAACGGUCGGCAAAAACCACCCCUCUCGUUUUAAAUUAAGUUUAUUUCCGAAUCGUCCAUAUCGGAAUAAAUAUUCUGAUAAACGUGUUCUAAAUCUUAUUGGACCUUUAUUCUGAUUUUUUUGUGUCCAUGUAAGUACAAUUAUUUUCUGCCCAGCCUAAUUUCAACAUCAGUCACCACAAAAAAAGACUAUGCUGCUUUUUCUGCACACUCGAUGAAAUCCUAUAAAUCAUGAUGUUAUUCUUAUGCUGUUCCUUUACAGGCCCACGUUGUCCAGUACAACAUCCAGCCACAUGAUGGAUCCUUUUAUAGUCAGAUUUGUAUUUCUAUUGUGUAAUUUCAUCUGCUUUUGCACUUUGUACAGCAAAAGAAAGUUUUGACUUAUAAGGGCUGUACUGUAUACUAUGUAUACAUUUAUUCAGCUCUGUGCAAAAAAAACAACAUGUAAAUAUGUUUUUAAUCUUUUUUUAAACACAACUGAAUUGUUUUUGAAUAUAUUUAUUCCAAAUACAGCCUUGAAUAAAAAUGUGGAGUUGA
Molecule: messenger RNA, 6254 nt
Organism: Nerophis ophidion (straightnose pipefish)
Lineage: Eukaryota; Metazoa; Chordata; Actinopteri; Syngnathiformes; Syngnathidae
Product: A disintegrin and metalloproteinase with thrombospondin motifs 15-like
Exons: 8
Coding region: 169-3060 (963 amino acids)
Biological process (GO): extracellular matrix organization; proteolysis
Cellular component (GO): extracellular matrix
Molecular function (GO): metalloendopeptidase activity
Source: RefSeq, a predicted model, not a curated record